Bradysia coprophila is the source of this 624-nucleotide messenger RNA. RefSeq lists its product as uncharacterized. The record is from RefSeq and is a predicted model, not a curated record. Lineage: Eukaryota; Metazoa; Arthropoda; Insecta; Diptera; Sciaridae.
UUCAGUUACCCUGUCGUAUAUCUUGUGAAUUGUGCAAGCAAAAUGUCUAUUUUAUACUUGACAACGUUGGUGGUCGCGGCAUGUUUGAUGAACGGAUCUUAUACUUCUGAAAUAAGUAGAUGCCCAACAUCACCGAUUAUCUUGGAACAACCCAAGAACCUUCGUGAAUGCUCAUCGGAUAGUAAAUUUAUAAUCCAAAUCAACCACAACUACGACAUCAUGUUCAAAGCAUUAGCGAAACGUGAUUGCAGCUGCGACGAAAAAGACAUCAAGGAAUUCAGAGCACUGUUGACGGAAAUGAGAAACAAAAUUCUCCUGAUCAUAGACUCCUAUUUUCGGUGUGCUACAAACGAUCCGACCGAAGCAAUUAAUGAUGCUGUUGCUUCUUAUGAUUCAAUCCGGAAACGUUUCAGAUCAUACGGAAGGAAAGCUUUCAAUCAAUUGCCGUCAAAAUGUAAUGAGGCUAUACAAUAUGUGCGACGUUUGCCCUACAUUAGUGCUGAGAACACAAUCAUGUCUAUUGUUACCUGUGCUUCACUAAAAAUACAGGAAAAUUAAAAAUUGUCGAUGAGUAUGAUGCGUCGAAGAGAGAAUUGAUUGAAUUGAAAAUAAAAAUCGAUUUUA